UCAUAUUCUGGCGUCAAGCGCGCAAACAACUUCUUUAAUCAAUACGAAAAUGUUCGUUGGGCAUAAAACAAAAAAUAGAAUAAUAAUAAAAUAUCGCCCGGUGUCAUUGACAAGCCAUGUUCAAUAUUUAUUUCUUUGCAUACAAUUUUCUGACACUGAUUUCAGUAACAACUUCGAGCCGUAAGGAAACAAAUCGCCAGCAUAUUCUAAAUAUUUCAUAUUUUACGUUCAUUAAUUUACAUAAAUUACGGCAGUUCAGUUAAAUUCAAGCGAAACUACAAAAUAAAAUAAAAAUGAGUGUGAUUUUUGCGGCAGUCAAGUGUUUCGUCUUCGCUUUCAAUUUCUUUAGUUUGUUACUGGGCAUUUGUAUUGUUUGUUUGAAUAUUUUCGGUUUGGAGUUUGCCGUGCCAAAUACCGAUGAGCACACAUACUGCAUAGUUGGUAUCAUAUUGGGCUCAUUCGUAUGCAUGGCCACAUUAUUCGGCUGUUAUGGCGUCAUCUGCGAGUCGUUGGGCGUCAAUGUGAUUUACUCGUUCUUUAUGCUGAUGUUGUUGUGCACGCAGUUGUUGCAAAUGCAGACGUAUAAACAUCAGAAAUUCUUCAUAAAUGCGCUGGAUCUAUUGGAGGAUGCCUGGGAUGAUGUGGAUGUGGAUCCGAAUGGAAUGCAGUCGGUAGAGAUAAAUUAUCACUGCUGUGGUCUCUACAAUUCCAAUGACUACAAGUACAGACGUAUGGAGACGCCCGCGAGUUGUUAUCGCUACCAAAAUGUCACGCUUGAAUCGAAUUUAUUUUCGCGCGGCUGUGUGGAAGCACUGGAAACGUCAUAUCACAAGACCAUGGAGCGUGAAAAUAUUUUCAACUGGUCAUUAUUAAUCUGUGAAUGCGCAGUCUUCCUCUACUCGUGCAUACUCAGUAUUUUGCUUUUCAAGCGCACUCAGUCAACAGUUCACACAGCUGAGGAUGGUCAUCUGCCACCGCAGCCGGUGCAACGCAUCAAUCAUUGCAAUUCUCGAACUCACCUGUUGUCUAACUAACUAAAUGGUAGUAAAACAAGUAUGAAAUGCAAAAGUCUGGUAAAAACUAAUUUUUUUAUUCAAAUUAUACGUAUUAUAUAAAAUUUCAAAAAUACUGUUAUAUACACUAGUACCAACAAAUUAUAGGUUAUCUUAAAUUAAUUAUUGAUAUGUUGUAUAAACAUAUAUAUAUAGUGCAUAAUAUAGGUAUGAAUAAACUAUUUUAAUUAAAAUAUGUUUGUAAAUUCACAACAUGCUACUGCUUUCACACAUCUUCAUUU
Molecule: messenger RNA, 1294 nt
Organism: Bactrocera tryoni
Lineage: Eukaryota; Metazoa; Arthropoda; Insecta; Diptera; Tephritidae
Product: protein late bloomer
Exons: 5
Coding region: 294-1034 (246 amino acids)
Cellular component (GO): membrane
Source: RefSeq, a predicted model, not a curated record